CUUUCUGGGUGUGGUUGUGACACUCCUUAAUUAUCAUUCUGUGAUCAUAAUAAGCCAACUUGUUUUGGAGAUGAAAUCAUGGGUGCUUCUAUCUGUUCUUGUAUUGGCUGCAAAUAUGCUGCAGCAAUAUUGUGUGGAUGGACAACAAGCGCAAGUGCCUUGUUUAUUUGCGUUUGGGGGCACUCUAUCUGACCAUGGAAACAACAACAACCUUCGAACAAGGGCAAAAUCCAAUUAUGGACCCUACGGCAUCAACUUUCCCCGAGGCUCAACUGGUAGAUUUACCAAUGGAAAAACGCAAGUUGAUUUCAUUGCUGAAUUUACGAGAUUAAACACAUUCAUCCCACCCUUUGGAAACUUGCGUGGCUUAGACAAAGAAAUACUCAAGGGUGUCGACUAUGCAUCUGGAUCAGCUGGGAUUCUCAUGGAUACCGGCUCACAUCUAGGUAGCAAUAUCUAUUUCCUAAGGCAGAUCUCAGAUCACAGAAACGUAUAUACCAGAAUUGGUACCAUACUUGGAGGUAUUGAGAAAGGUCGAGAACACCUUAGAAAGUGCUUGUAUUACGUGAAUAUAGGCAACAAUGAUUACAUAUAUAAUUACUACCUUCCCCAAUUUUACCCAAGAUACCGCCGCUACAACCCUGAAGCAUUUGCACAAGUUCUUAUCGACAGAUACCUUUACCACAUUCAGGAACUGCGUCGUCUUGGGGCAAGAAAAUUCGUGAAUGUCGGGGUGGGUCGUAUUGGGUGCACUCCGUAUGCCUUAGCCAUGAAUAAUAGGACAAAUGGAUCUUGUGUUGAAGAGAUGAAUGCUGCAGCAUCCAUAUACAAUGCCAAGCUUAGAUCUCUAAUGGACCAACUAAACAACAAGAAAUUUGGUGAUGAUGGUUCUAAAUUCAUCUUUGUAAACAGCACAGCCAGAAACCUUGGAGUCGUUGCUAGUGGUUUCACUGUUACGAAUGCUUCUUGCUGCCCAACGGGAACGGGUGUGCUGUGUGUUCCUAAUCAAACACCGUGCCAGAAUAUAAAUCAGUAUGUGUUUUGGGAUAAAUUCGCUUUCACAGAACCUUUCAACAAAUUCCUCGCACUCCUUGCGUAUAAUGGUUCUAAUCCAGACUACGUUUACCCAGUCAAUAUCAACACCCUUGCUCAGUCUUGAUGCUUUACUUCAAAACCCCUUAUCCAUUUACAAAUCUUACUAAUCUAUUUUUAAUAAAUUAUAGUCAAUAAGUUCAUGAUGGGCGAACCAUACAUGCAUGAUAUGGGGUUUUGUUAUAUUUCUAUUUUUUUUUUGUCUUUUUCUAUCUUAUAUCAAUACUAAAUAUAUGAAUAUAUUUUCCA
Vigna unguiculata (cowpea) is the source of this 1341-nucleotide messenger RNA. RefSeq names its product GDSL esterase/lipase At1g29670-like. Lineage: Eukaryota; Viridiplantae; Streptophyta; Magnoliopsida; Fabales; Fabaceae. Gene Ontology annotation, molecular function: hydrolase activity, acting on ester bonds. The record is from RefSeq and is a predicted model, not a curated record.